Messenger RNA from Phalaenopsis equestris, 1451 nucleotides. RefSeq lists its product as uncharacterized. The record is from RefSeq and is a predicted model, not a curated record. The transcript has 4 exons. NCBI's taxonomy places the organism in Eukaryota, Viridiplantae, Streptophyta, Magnoliopsida, Asparagales, Orchidaceae. The coding region runs from base 283 to 1212 and encodes 309 amino acids.
GCGGGGGAUAAAAGAUAAUUGUCCUCUGCCGACACUCACUCUUGAGUGUGGCUUUAUCUCUGAGCCUACCGUCUUCUAGCCACCACUUUUCUCUUUCUUUCUAUGGUGGCGCCAAGCUUGUGUCUGUGUUGUUUGGAGUGCCUUCGUCACCGACUGUCAGCAUGGACGUUAGAGAGAGAAAGUUCGAUUCUUAGCUGAAAACCUCUCUGUUCUUUGCAAGGAUCUAAGGCCAGACCAUUAGAAUCUGAAGGCGGACAAGGGAGCUCACUCUAGGUUAAGAAAAUGCAUGUUAAAUCCGAUUCCGAUGUCACAAGCUUGGCACCCUCAUCCCCUUGCUGGUCACCAAAGAGGCCAGUCUACUAUGUGCAGAGUCCCUCAAGGGACUCACAUGAUGGAGAUAAGUCCACCUCCAUGCAAGCCACACCAGUAUACAAUAGCCCUAUGGAAUCUCCUUCGCACCCGUCGCUUGGCCGGCAGUCCAGGACCUCAUCUUCCAGUAGGUUUUCUGGGAUUUUUCGCUCAUCCUCCGGGCGAAAGUUGCGAGGGAAAAGGAUGAAUGAGAAGGGAUGGCCUGAGUGCACAGUGAUUCAGGAAGAGGGUCCUUAUGAUGAUCUUCAUGAGGAUAAGGGCCUCUCUCGUCGUUGCCAGCUUGUGCUCGCAUUCCUUGCAUUUGUUUUAGUAUUUGCUACACUUUGCCUUAUUAUCUGGGGAACGAGCAGACCAUACAAAGCAGAUGUGGUGGUGAAGAGCCUGUCGAUGGAUGAUUUUUAUUCGGGAGAGGGCUCGGAUAGCACCGGAGUUCUGACCAAGUUGAUCACAGUGAACUGUUCUCUGAAAAUCAAUGUAUAUAAUCCAGCAUCCGCAUUUGGCAUUCAUGUCACUUCUAGUCCCAUUAAUCUCAAGUACUUGGAUAUUGUAAUUGCUACUGGUCAAUUAGAGAAGUAUUACCAGCCCAGAAAAAGCCAUAAAACUAUGUCUUUAAUACUGAGGGGAGACAAGGUUCCUCUAUAUGGAGCUGGCGCCGGCUUACCUCUAUCGAAUAGCGGCGGUUCGGUUCCAUUAACUUUGGUAUUUGAUUUGGUUACCCGAGCUAAUGUGGUGGGAAAGCUGGUUCAGGUAAAGCAUCGGAAGCAUGCCGCAUGUCAAAUUGUAGUUGAUUCCAGCAAGAACAAGGCCAUAAAGUUGUCAAAAAAUGCUUGUACCUAUGACUAGGUCCCUUUAUCUGCUUAUGAUGAGGAGAAAGAAGGAAGAGUAGUUGUAUGGUCUGCAUUUAUGUAUUUUUUUAUGUUCAUUUUUGUAUAUUUGUUGCAAUAAGACAAUUUGAAGCUGAGAUUUGCCUUGAAUUUCCUUACUGCAGAACUUGUACUUUGUUGGUAAGGGGAAGGAGGCAUUUCUCUUGUAUAAUAUGUUUGUAAUAUUGUGGUGCUAGUUUAUGUUCUAUUGGUUACAUU